Molecule: messenger RNA, 9894 nt
Organism: Hylaeus anthracinus
Lineage: Eukaryota; Metazoa; Arthropoda; Insecta; Hymenoptera; Colletidae
Gene: Ih
Product: potassium/sodium hyperpolarization-activated cyclic nucleotide-gated channel 2
Exons: 18
Coding region: 2647-5274 (875 amino acids)
Biological process (GO): transmembrane transport; potassium ion transport
Cellular component (GO): membrane
Molecular function (GO): voltage-gated potassium channel activity
Source: RefSeq, a predicted model, not a curated record
CGCCUAACAUCGAGGUUGGGGUUACGCUUGCACACGUAACACGACUGCCGCAGGCACCCACACGUACACAUUUCUCUCUCUCUCUCUCGCACACACACACAACACACACACCCACACGAAAACACACUCGCGACAGCCCGUGGACGGAUUCUCGCGGAAUUCUAACGUCGUGGCCAAGAACGAGCGGAGGGAUCUUGCGAACUGUUCACGCGGGGGAUCCUUUCUGGCCGACAACGGUCGCAGGAACGGCCACGAAACGAGCACACAGGUCUAAGGAAAGAGUGGAGGACGGGCACAGUGAGUGGAAUCGACAGGACGAAGGGGCUAGGUGUCGUCGCGGGUAAGGAAAUCUCGGGACGCUGUUCACGUCUCGGGAUACAUUGGCGGUGAGUGCGGUAUCGAGAGUAAUUAAGCAGUCACGGGAUUACUCGGUAAUAAUGGCUGGUCGUGAUUGACCGAGAAAGAGAGACCGAGGGAGAGUGUGCGCGGCCGUGUACGCUGGCUACAUCUACCUAAGCAGCGAAGAAGACGGGAACACCGGAAGCAAGAAAGAGAGAGCGGGAUAAACGGCGGGAUCGCAAUCGAAGAAAAUCAGAUGUCCUCAGCGACCGUCUCCGGAUCGGAUAUGUCGUUAGCGACGGAGGGAUCGAGCGCAACCUCUCGAACGCAGUGGCGUAACUAGGUCUGUGCACAAUUCCAAGAGCCACCCCCGAUAUCGGUUCAUUUAUGAUUAUUUCCUUUAACUACGCUCCUGAAUUUCAUUUAAUUCGAUAAACUGUAAGUAACUUAAAAGUACUUGGUUUCUUCCAAAAGUCGCCAGUUACGUCAUCGCUCGAACGAAUCGAGCGGUCGAUCGAGAUUUCACCGUCCAUGGAUCGCUAGGAAGCGUGGCGACGAGAAACAGACCGAUGACUUUCGAUCGAUUCGAGUACAAUUGCACCGCAGCCUGCCAUGCCGUGGAACUGUCGUCGUAGACCAGUGGCUAGGUCCAGUGACGACGAUACUUAAUCGACGAUGUGCCAUUUUCGAUAGGCGAAACGAACGGUUACGACAUCUGGUAUCUUAAACGAUGCUCGGUAGUCCAUCGAAGAAGGGAGACAGAGAACAUUGGCGAUCAGUGAGGCGCGAAAGAGAGAAGGGGUUGCGAGAUGGCACCUGGUUACUCGCGCGUGGCCCAGCCGAACUUGGAGGAUCGCAGGAAGCAACGCGAUACGAAGGACGCGAAAGUAAAUAAUCGUUGUCCGCGACCGUUUCGAUUCUGAGCGGCCUGGACGUUUAUCCAUGCUGUCGCGUACGCAUCGAUGGUCGAUAGCAAAACUCCUUCCAGCCAGAACAGAAUCCCCUGGUGUUCUUUUUGUCGCGGGUUCUCGCGUCGAAUACGCGAGACUUGUCGCGCCGGGCUCGACGAACGCGCAAUCCGUCCCAGAACGUUACGAUAACCAGCUAGAGGGCAUAUGGACCGCUGAUUCCGUAGCCUUUCGAUCAACAAACAUCCUACCGCGAGCAAACACGACGUUCGACGAAACGUUGAACGCCAGGAGACGAAUCGACGACUAUUCUCGAUCGUACCAAUCGUGUGCGGUCGUCGGGAAAGAGUGAGAAAGGGGUGGGGGGCGACACGGAAGGGGUACGCGAGGCAGUGUGAUCGUUUCGAGUCGAGCAACAGCAGCACAUGCUACGGGAGAUCCGUAUCAAUUCGCGACUGUGAUUUUCUAAGCUUAAGGUUUAAACGUUUAUUAACAAGAGGAGGGAACGAAGGAUACCAGGCGGAAGAGGAGAGUCGGACGCCAAAGGAAGAUUAAAACAAAUCGUCCCAUUGUGAUACUAAGAUAUAUUAAUCGAAGAUAUUAAGGUGAACACGUGCGCUCAAGGAGAUGGGUGUGAAUGAAAGGGGGCGCGACACGCAGUGCCAGGAUGAAAUGCGAGUGUAAUUAAUGGAAAUGAUGGUCGAUCGCGGGGUGUGCGUCGGAUCUACAAACUGUGAUACACCGAUAACCACAUUACGGAGAGGCUGAUAUUCGUUCACUGACCGUCGAAUUCGUGUACAUCAAAAUCCAGAGGAACCGUGGGGGAUGUAUCGGCGAUCGGGAAUUGCGUUCGCAACCGCCUCGUGAUACGUUCGCAGUGACCAGCGACUCGUGAUAAUCGCCCAAGGAAGAACCAGCGAUAGAAGCUUCCUGGCGGCAGUUCCCCGAAGCAAGCGCGGCCAUCGACGAUCGCAGCGCCACCGUGGGACCCUAAAGAAGGCCUAGGCGGGAAUCCCGACGCGUUGUCGCAGCGCAGACGCGAGCACAGGCGGCGAGAGGCGAGAGAGCGUGACACAGCGUCGCCGAAGCGGUCACCAGGCAUCGUGUACCACCCCCUGGCCACGGGGGGUGGGACAGAAAGACCGUCAGCGUGGGUGCCGGUGCUGCAGGGGCGCGCCUGGUCCGUCGGCUCGCCCGAAGAUUAGCACGCCGGCUAGCGGCUGGCUCGGGCCCGUUUCGCCGUAACGGCCUGGCGACUUCGGGGGGCCUCACGUCGGCGGCGGUGGUCGUGGCCGCCACGGGGGAGCAGUCCGCUCCCCCAGCAGCUGCGCCACGCCAUACCACGCCGAACGGAAGCGUCAGCGGAUCCACAUCCGGCUCAGGUCGCAAGAACAGAGCCAUGUCCAUGAGGAGUCUUCAUCGCCGCGUCUCUCACCCUUGCCAUGGAAAUGAGAACCGACAUGCCGCGAAACACGAAAAGCGUUCGUCACAGAAGCUCGAAACCUCCUGGUCAUUUUCCUUGGAGGGCGAGGGCGGCGGCGGUGGCGGGCGUUCCGUGACCAGCGCUGGUGGGGGUGGAGGAGGAGGUGGAGGUCGACGGGCACCGAGUCUCCGACAAGUGAACGGAAGAGCGACUACAGGGGUCAGUUUGCACACCAGCAGCACAGAAUCCGUUCGUUCACCCCAUCACCACCUCGGCCAGCAGCAGGGCGGCAACUACAACAACAACAACAAUAACAACAACCAUAAUAACAACAAUAACUGCCACGCCGGUAAUAACCCCGCCGCGAACAAUCAUCCACGGCUUAACAAAGAUGACAGCAUCAAGAUCAGCAUCGAGAACACGAACACUUGCACCGACAGCCUCGUCACUGCUCUAGACGACGAGACCUUGCUCAUCACUGAUAUUCUGGCCGAUACAGGCAACGAGAUGAAUUACAAGGGCAGCGGUAAGGUCCACUUCGGAGUGGACGACGUGUCCCUCUAUGGGACGCCGAAGGAGGAGCCUGGCCCGGGUCUACCGGGCCAGGAAGUCAAGCAGAGCUUCUUGAAGAAUCAGCUUCAGGCCCUGUUCCAGCCGACGGACAACAAGCUGGCCAUGAAGCUUUUCGGCAGCAAGAAGGCGCUGAUGAAGGAACGGAUCAGGCAAAAGGCGGCAGGUCACUGGGUCAUCCAUCCUUGCUCCAGUUUUCGAUUCUACUGGGACCUUUGCAUGCUCCUCCUACUGGUAGCGAAUCUGAUAAUUCUGCCAGUCGCCAUUAGUUUUUUCAAUGACGACCUAAGCACUAGGUGGAUAGCCUUCAACUGCCUUUCCGACACGAUAUUCCUCAUAGACAUUGUCGUCAACUUCAGGACAGGUAUAAUGCAGCAGGAUAACGCCGAGCAAGUGAUCCUGGACCCGAAGUUAAUCGCGAAACACUACCUCAGGACUUGGUUCUUUCUCGACCUCAUUUCCUCCAUACCACUAGACUACAUUUUCCUCAUAUUUAAUCAAUUUCAGGACUUUAGCGAGUCCUUCCAGAUCCUGCAUGCUGGCCGUGCUCUGAGGAUCCUCAGGCUUGCGAAACUGUUGUCGCUCGUUAGGUUACUACGGUUGUCAAGACUGGUGCGGUAUGUCUCGCAAUGGGAAGAGGUCUAUAUCCCCCUUUAUCAACAGCCGGAGAGGCACUACGAGCGUCGGGCGACACCGCCCCAACCAGACCGAACCAGCAAGAUAUUGCAGAACCUACAAAAAAAACGCACUGAGCGGAGGGGGCGCCUAAGUUCUGACAAUAUGAAUAAAAAGAAGUCCGGUUUCAGCAAAAGCGACCUUAUUUUUAAGUUCCUGAAUAUGGCAUCGGUGUUCAUGCGGAUUUUUAACCUGAUUUGCAUGAUGCUCCUAAUCGGCCACUGGAGUGGCUGCCUGCAAUUCCUGGUUCCUAUGCUCCAAGGGUUUCCUAGUAACUCGUGGGUCGCCAUUAACGAGCUGCAAGAUUCAUUCUGGCUGGAACAAUACUCGUGGGCCCUUUUCAAAGCCAUGUCGCACAUGCUCUGCAUAGGAUACGGAAGGUUUCCGCCGCAGUCCUUGACCGACAUGUGGCUCACUAUGCUCAGCAUGAUCAGCGGUGCUACCUGUUACGCACUGUUCCUCGGACACGCCACCAAUCUCAUUCAAUCUCUCGAUUCGUCGAGAAGACAAUACCGCGAGAAGGUGAAGCAAGUAGAGGAGUACAUGGCCUACCGGAAGUUGCCACGAGAAAUGAGACAGAGGAUCACGGAGUACUUCGAGCAUCGCUACCAGGGCAAAUUCUUCGACGAGGAGUUGAUUCUUGGGGAGCUCUCGGAGAAACUAAGAGAGGACGUGAUAAACUACAACUGCAGAUCGCUGGUCGCCUCCGUUCCCUUCUUUGCCAACGCCGAUUCGAACUUUGUCUCGGAUGUCGUUACUAAACUGAGAUACGAAGUCUUCCAGCCAGGUGAUAUCAUCAUCAAGGAAGGUACGAUCGGCUCUAAAAUGUACUUCAUACAAGAAGGCAUAGUCGAUAUCGUAAUGGCGAACGGCGAAGUCGCUACCUCGUUGUCAGAUGGUUCAUACUUUGGCGAGAUUUGCCUGCUGACGAACGCGAGGAGAGUGGCGUCAGUCCGCGCGGAGACCUACUGCAAUCUCUUCAGCCUCUCGGUGGAUCACUUCAACGCCGUGUUGGACCAGUAUCCACUAAUGCGCAGAACGAUGGAAAGCGUUGCCGCCGAGAGGUAUAAGCUUUGGCUAAACAAAAUUGGCAAGAACCCGAACCUGGUGGCUCACCGCGAGGAGGACCUCGGCAGUGAGUCCAAAACGAUAAACGCCGUGGUUAACGCUCUGGCGGAGCAGGCUGCGCAUGCUAGCGCUAGCGAAGAAUCGGUACACAGCAUGGAGCUGAGGACCCUUCCAGCCUGCCUGUUGCCCAGACCGAAGUCUGAGAACAAUUUCGCGAGCCAGGAGCUCUCGAGAGAAGGACGUAAAAUCUUCCACAAAAGCGACACUUUCCACAAGGACUCGUAUCAAUGACGACACUCGUUAUACUAGCACACAGAGAGAUACUAACGGCUCCAUGUGUGACGGUGGUCCCCGCUGUCGAUAGGAUAUCGUUUACGAGAGCGUUUUAAGCGUGGAUUCUGGACGCUACUCUAGAAGCAGUCUAUACAUAGAUAUACGCUAUGCCAGUAGUCCUGUAGCGAUCGGUUUCUAGCGCCUUAUAUUAACCUGAUGGCACGUUUGUCCAGGAUCUGCGCGUAAAACCGCGUGGACCGAAGUAUACCAUUCUCCAAUGGUGACACAGUACGCGGCCGAGGUCGUUUUUGGACACCAUUUUUUCUCGGUGAAAAGGACUCGACUUUAACAGCAAUAAAUAGCAACCGACGCUCGAUGGGUGAAUCAGACGAGCGCGCGGAGGCUCACGAUCGUCCCUUCGGUUUUCUCUUAGGGCUAGAUCGACGUACGGACGCGACCACGAAGGACCUACUUUCGAAUCGAACGCUGUGUCACCGGUUGGAGGACAAGGAGCCGUUCUCUGCCGCGAGACUCUUCAUCGGAACGUCAACGACGAGCGUCGUACCACGGCGAAAACAAUAUAUACGACGCGACCACGGAUGAAGAUCUCAACGACGACGAAGAGCAGGCCUAGAAAUUUAUAGAGCUAGUCCAUAUGUUAGUCCGAUGUCGUGGACUAGGUAAUCCUAAAAGAAAAUGAAGUUAAGUAACAGUGUAACGGUGCGUAAAUUCUCUGUGAUUUUGCAAGUCGACGUUUUGCACUUUACAAAAAAUUGAAGAUGGGUGAAAUGGGGCAAGAGUUUACGAGAAAACCCAUACGAACAAUUAGUUUCGCAAGUCGACGUUUCCCGCUACGCAAUGGCGAAGAGACCCCACGGCGGGGGACAGAGAGGAGAGUAUAAUCUAUAUACGAACAAUUAGGAUUCCCUUUUGUUUCGUUUCUUUUUUAAGGCAACUAACAUAGAAGAAAAGGUACUCGCCGAGACGAGAAUAAUUCCAGUUAUUAUGUUUGUUAACGUGUUUUGAAUUUAGCUUCGUAUCGUAAAUUAGUCCCGUGCGAGCGAUUCCCGGGAGACGAGGAGGAAGAAGACGGGGAAGAUGAAACCGAUGGAUAACUCCGAGAUGGGAAUCGAACGAUGAAGAUCCCAGGUAAGGGAGCGAAGAGGAGUGCUAUCCUUAUUUCGAGAUCGACAGAGAAAGCCUCGCUUCGUUGAAACAAAAAAAAAAAAUAAUAGCUCCACUUUUAUUUUCUAAUACGUCUUGAGUCGCUUCGAAAAGCGUAGUGAUAACGCUAUAAGGCCGAGCUGUGUAUACAAGUUCUAUUAUAUAAUCGGAGUUUAGGAAGACCGUCCUGAGACGCGAACGAGACCCCAAAGGGAGAUGUAAAGGUACGAAAUAUCCGAGGGGGGGGUUGGUUGGGUGGGACGAUGGAGUCGUUCUACGAAAUGAAGAUAAUAUUAUUAAAAGAAAAUAAAGUCUAAUCGAAAGCCCAAAGACCGUGUUAACUUGUUGAGAGUCCUUUGGGCUGGCCACGACUAAAACGUCAAUGAAUAAAAUAUAUAUUCAGUGGAACGCGAGAGGAAGUACCUUUUUAUUCGGGCGAAACAGACGCGAUGUACUAUAAAAGAAAAUAAAAACCAAAAGGUAUAAAUAUUAUGUAAUAAAUUAUUAUUAUUAUUAUUAUUAUUACUAUUAUUAUUAUUAUUAUUAUUGUUACGAUUAUCAUUGCAAUGAUUAUUACAUCCACUACCGCAUUAACUAGGCAGUUGUUAAGACGUAAAUAAAAACAGAUUCACACACGUGUGCGUGUGUGUAUAUAUAUAUAUAUAUCAGAGUGGUCGUUUUAAUGAUUUUUUCAAUUUAUGUUGCACACCCUCUAAAUACCUUGGGAAUCCAUGCAACGAAAUUCACACACGUGCAUCAAACCUUCGAAAAGCUUGAAUAGAAAAUAUUGCGUUGUCUGGAAAGUCCAUGUCGAUUUUUGGUAGGUGGUACAGGUCUGAAUAUAUCGGAAUAGUUGAAAACAAAUAAUAUGCAAAUUUUCAUAUGUAUUUUGCAAGUUAUCUAGGGGAGUGACAUAGAUAUCAGAAAUCGUUGAAAUAAAGACCACCCUGAUAUAUAUAUAUAUAUACAGGGUAUCCCAGAUGUAGUGUAAGAACUGGGAGGUAGCUGAGAUGGUUCUGAAUAACAAUUUCCUUUGCAAAAAUGUCGGAUGAUGCUUAGUUUUUAAAUUAUUAACGAAAAACCAUCGACCAAUCACAGCACCCGAGCAAGCGCGUUGCGACUGGCGUACCCAGCCAAUCCCGGCUCGAGCCUAUGCUCUCGCGACUGAACGCGCGCUUUUCAGGCGCUGUGAUUGGUCAGUGGUUUUUCGUUAAUGAUUCGAAAACAAAGCCUCAUCCAACACUUUCGCAAAGGAAGUUGUUGUUCAGAAUCAUCUCAGCUACCCUCCAGUCCUUACACUAAAUCUGGGAUACCCUGUAUAUAUAUCUGCACGUGUACGCGUACAUAUGUGUACGUAUAUACGCAUAUAUAUAUAUACACACGCAAAGUAUUAUGCAUAGCGGUCGAUACAGUGCUGCAAGAUAUCACGUAAUAUUUUAAUUGUAACGCGAACGAAAAAUGAUUAAUCACCGACAACACCAAUACUUAUCGGACAGUUAUCGCGACGAUUCCCAGAGCUUCUCCUAAUGAGUUUUCAGUCGGACUGGGCACACCUCUGAGACGAAACGAUACAUUCGAAGUCAAUUGACCAAACUCCCAUUUACCCCUAGCGAACCGUAUUAUUUUUCUAACCGUUGGUGUAUCGUUUCAGCCGACGACAUUCUUUGUGUCUUUGAAAGUUUAAGACGACUGUUGAAUUUUCUGAUAUUUCUAUACUCGCGACGGAGGAAGGGACCCCCGACUCUGAGGGAAUAUUUCCUGGACUAGUGGCUCCUGAAUUAUAUAGAAGACCUAUCAAAGUAUAUCAUCGAGUUCGUUGAUUUCCGAUCCUAUAGAAAUAUUCCAAGGUUUCCAAAUAAUAUAUCUUUUGCUUAGUACCAUCAAAUUUCUAUUUCGAUGAAAAAGAAUCUUUAACCCUUACGAAAGAGUCUCUAGAGACCUCUUCGUCGAUGAUUCAGGAACCACUGUUCUAACAGUUACUCGGCGUAGGUCUGUUAACGAUAAUACUCUUCUUUAAAAACAAACGCUAUAAGAGUCUAAUUUAAAUAGCAGUGUUGCUUGUUACUUUGACGUACACUCUGACACUUUUCACUGACAUAUGGCGGGUGAAAGAAACGUGCCAUUCGUUUCCUAGUUGAACGUGUACACCUUUGUGCAUAUGUGAUUAUGCAUACAUGUACAUAUAUACAUAUAUAUAUAUAUAUUUAAAGAAAUACCCAUGUAAGAGAUUAGGAAUAUUAUACAUGCGUUUCAUACAUAUACAUAUGUAAACAUACACCUACACACAUGCGAGGAAAACAGAAGUACCUAUUUUUCAUGUAAGAGAGAAAGAGAGAGUUUUCUGUCAUUAUUUUACAUCUCCUCACGUCAUUCUAAAUAUACAGGGUGUCCCAGAAUUAGUACAAGAACCGGAAAUGUGAGGUAGCCGAGACGAUUCUGAAUAACAACCUGCUUUGAAAAAAUGUCGUAUGGUGCUUAGUUUUUGAAUUAUUCAAGAAAAACCACGGACCAAUCGCAACGCCCGAGUAGCACGCCGCGACCUGGCGUAGCCAAUCCCGGCUCGAGCCUAUGCUCUCGCGACUGAGCGCGCGCUUUUCAGGUGCUGCGAUUGGUCCGAGGUUUUUCGUUAAUAAUUCGAAAACGAAGCAUCGUCCGACAUUUUCGCAAAGGUAAUUGUGGUUCAGAAUUGUCUCAGCUAGCUCCCGUUUCCGCUUCUUCCACUAAUUCUCGGACACCCUGUGUAUAUAUACAUAUAUACAUAUUAUAUAUAUAUAUAUAAAAUACUAAUAAUAUUGUAAUAGCGACAAAAGGAUGAUUGCGUACCAAGGGUCACAAGCAUUCCCAAGCAACGGUAGAAUACUCGUAGACCGCAUGACCGACGUUUUUAUAGAUUAAUCUAUACACAUUAAAUCGGUCUGGGACUAAUCUGCCAGCGAGGUUUCGGGCCUAAGGUGAACUGAACGACUAAUCGCAACAGAGAAAACGGAAAAUAAAAUAGAACCAGACGGAAGUGAUAUAAGGUUAUCGUUGCUACUUCGGGAAGACGGGGAACGAAAUCGAACGGUUCAUUCGAAAUAAGGGCGGGGGGGGGGGGAGGGGGGGGGGGGGGCAGGGAGUUGAAAAACGAGAAGACACGCAAAGCGCGAAGAACGUUGUACUCUUUACUAUCACUGCUAACUAACAGACAACUAUUUAACCACUGUCUGCUAACUUUGAUAAACGAGUCGAAGCGCGACCAAGUGCUCCGGAAACCAUAAUUAUUCGCCCAUCGUAAAACCUGUGUGUACAUAUACCUACUGUGUACAUAUAUAUAUAUAUCGCAGGGGCGAGAGAAAUAGAGAGAGAGCACGGCAUUCCCGCGGGAGAAUCGUCCCAGGACAGGCGCGAGGGAUUUACGAGGGGGAUAAGACGACAUUAGAAUUAUUAUCGAACAAAAGUAAAAGAAGUAAAAAUAUAUAUAUAUAUAUAUAUAUA